AGGAGGCUGGGACUGCGCGGGGACCCCGAGGGCAGCGCGGCGGGUCGGGGGGGGCCGGGGGGGCCAUGGCUGCGCUGCUCGGCACAUUCCCCUGGCCGGAGCGGCUGGAGGGGGACRCGGGCGAGGGGCUGUCCCCAGGGCCGCCCCCCCGAGCCUCGCAGGGAGAGAAAGGCUCCGAGAGCCGCAUCCGCCGGCCCAUGAACGCCUUCAUGGUGUGGGCGAAGGACGAGAGGAAGCGGCUGGCGGUGCAGAACCCCGACCUGCACAACGCGGAGCUCAGCAAGAUGCUCGGGAAGUCCUGGAAGGCGCUGAGCCUGUCGCAGAAGCGUCCCUACGUGGAGGAGGCCGAGCGGCUGCGGGUGAAGCACAUGCAAGAUUAUCCCAACUACAAGUACCGGCCCCGGCGGAAGAAGCAGGUCAAGCGCAUCGGGAAGCGGGUGGAUCCCGGCUUUCUGCUGGGCAGCCUGACACGGGACCAGAAUUCUGUGCCGGAAAAGCGGACCUGCGGCCGGGCAGGGGGGGACAAGGAGGGCCCGGGUGAGUACCCACCCCGCCCGGGGCUGCCAGCCGCGCGGGGCUACCGGGAGGCUCCGGGCAGCGGCGGCAGCACCAGUGUGGACACUUACCCCUACGGGCUGCCCACGCCGCCGGAGAUGUCCCCCCUGGACGCCAUCGACCCCGAGCAGAGCUUCUUCUCGUCGCCCUGCCCCGAGGAGCAUCACCGCUCCCACCUCGCCGGUGCUGCCUUCUCCCCGGAGUACGCGGGCGGYUCGCUCGGGUGCGGCCACCACCCGCUCAGCCCCAUGCCACAGCCGGCCACCUGCAUGAUCCCCCCGGCCUCCAGCUGCCCUCCCCUUCCUCCUCCUCCUCCUCCUCCUGGCUACUACACACCCGCCUUCCCCUCCCUGCCCCCUCCCAGCCUCCAUGCCCACCUGGGCCAGCUCUCCCCGCCGCCCGACCACCACGGCUUCGACACCUUGGACCAGCUGAGCCAAGCGGAGCUGCUGGGGGAGAUGGACCGCAAUGAGUUCGACCAAUAUCUCAACAACCCCAGCCACGGCGAGCAGCACGGCGGGACCUUGGCCAACGGGCACGUCCCGGCGUCCGGCAGCUCCCACGGCUCCGAGAACAGCCUCAUCUCCGUCCUGGCCGACGCCACGGCCACCUACUACAAUAACUACAGCGUGUCUUAGGGAGCCCAGCCGGGGCCGCCUGGACCGGCCGAGGAAGGACCCGACACUGUUGCGAGGCRUUGCUCCCUGGGGACAUCGCCCGCGGCCCCUCAGGGUGACCGAGUCUGAACCGCAGRGCCCUGGAGUCUCCUCGGGGUUGUAGGUAAAGGAUUCGGGUUGUUGGGUCACCACCGUGCAAAGCCUGGAGUGCUCCGCUCCGACCGGCGCUGGGGGCAUUUCCCGAAACCAAAGCCCUUCGGCCAAGUCCYUCUUCCAAAGCAGGGAUGCUCCUGGGUGUGCAGGAAGGCUGCCCCUCGUUUUGGGGCAUCCCCAGCUCUGAUUUGGAGUCAGGAGUGCAGCAGCACCCCGCAAACAUCAGGUCUGAAUUCCCYCUGGAAGGGGCAAAGGCAGGGGUGGGAGAAGGGAAGAUUUUGGUGAAGGUCCGUGAGCUGGUUUUGGGUUCUGGUGGCGGCAUUUCUGCAGCUUCCCUGA
Molecule: messenger RNA, 1664 nt
Organism: Malurus melanocephalus (red-backed fairy wren)
Lineage: Eukaryota; Metazoa; Chordata; Aves; Passeriformes; Maluridae
Gene: SOX7
Product: SRY-box transcription factor 7
Exons: 2
Coding region: 66-1193 (375 amino acids)
Biological process (GO): regulation of DNA-templated transcription; anatomical structure morphogenesis; cell differentiation
Molecular function (GO): RNA polymerase II cis-regulatory region sequence-specific DNA binding; DNA-binding transcription factor activity, RNA polymerase II-specific
Source: RefSeq, a predicted model, not a curated record